GAUGGUGAGGCAUAGAGAUCCACCAUUAUCACUUUGCAGGUACAUAUUGAAUUUUAUUAUUGAUCGAUAGAUGAAAGUAACUUCAUAUUUCUUGCAAAAUGCUACGAGUAAUCUGGAGAUACCUACUGGUGUACCAGAUUGGUUGAAUGAAGUCGAAAAUAUUAAGAUAGAUGCUGAAAGUGUUAUUUCAAGUAACGUCAAUGGAUGUUUUAACUUGAAAAUGAGAUAUCGAACAGGAAGGAAGGCAUUUAAGACUACCCUCAAGAUUGAAGCUCUAAUUAAAGAAAAUAAUGAGACGAAUUGGCGUGAUGCUCAAAAACCUCUUGGAAAAGUGAGUUCUAAAUUGGCAUCCACUUCUGAUGGUGAUGUCCAGAAUUACUUCAAAUCAAGAGAGAAGAUUUUUAAGGAGGCGCUCGGUUUGCUUCAACAAGAUCAAAAGGCCCAGGUGAUAGCCUUAUGCGGAAUGGAUGGUGUGGGGAAGACCACCAUGAUGGAACAACUGAAAAAGGCUGUGGAAGAUAGGAAAAUGUUUGAUUGGGUUGUGAAGGUGGUUAUCGGGCAAAAGAUCAACGCAUCGUCUAUUCAGCAAACCGUGGCAGAAUACUUACAAAUUCCUUUAACCGAAACAAGUACAACAACAAGGGCAGAUCGUCUUCGCGUAACGUUUGGGAAGAUUUCACAAGAAAGAAAAGAGAAGGUUUUAGUAAUAUUGGAUGAUGUUUGGGAGAAAGUUGAGCUUAAAGACAUUGGACUAUGUCCUUUGCCAAACGGCUCCAAGUUGUUGCUAACAUCACGAGAAGAAAACGUUUGUACACAAAUUGUUGCAGAAGAUGAUUUAGAUCUUAGAGUUGUUAGAGUAGAUGUGAUGGAGAAGUUAGAAGCGAAUAAUUUCUUUUUUCAAAUUUCAAAAGUUUCAAACCCGGAGCUCAAAGAAAUGGGAGUUAAAAUCGUGAAAAGAUGUGGUUUCUUACCCUUGGCCAUCAAACUCAUUGCAACAAACCUUAGAUCUAAAGAAAAGUGGGCAUGGAAGAAUACACUUCGCCGUUUGAAGAAAAAUGAACUCGUUAAGAAUGUGCAAAAAAUUGUUUAUAAGUUAUAACUUUUUAGCUGAUGAAGAUGCUAAAGCAGUUUUUCUGCUUUGUGGUUUGUUUCUGGAUGACUUCAAUAUUCCAAUCGAGGAUCUGACAAGAUACGCAUGGGGCUUCAGUUGUUAAAUGAAGUUCCUACUCUGGGGGACGCUAGAGACCGAACAAAAACAUGUGUACUUGAUCUCAAAAAUGCAAAUUUAUUGCUCAGUAGCGAUCAUUCCGAUUGUGUCAAAAUGCACGAUUGGACCACUAACUAUCCAAUUAACAUUUCAAAUGUCUGUCUAAAAGCAGGGAAGGAGGUAUUACUCACCUCCAUUCCAGAAUGUACGUUGACCCAGAUGUGUGGGUCAAAUGACAUUGAGAGCUUCCGCAUUAGCUGAGCCUCAGGCUCACUGAAAAGAGCAGUCCCAGGAUUCUCUUCAUAUGGAUCAAAAUCCUGAAGUAUAUGAAGAAAAAGAAGGUUGUAAAGCAUAGGAAUGGGAAUAAAACAAUAGACAACCUCCAAAAUUGUUUUAUUCAAUGAUUUAA
Messenger RNA from Erigeron canadensis, 1616 nucleotides. Its product is annotated as putative disease resistance protein At1g63350. The transcript has a single exon. The record is from RefSeq and is a predicted model, not a curated record. Gene Ontology annotation, molecular function: ADP binding. Bases 71 to 1099 code for a protein of 342 amino acids. Lineage: Eukaryota; Viridiplantae; Streptophyta; Magnoliopsida; Asterales; Asteraceae.